Bactrocera oleae (olive fruit fly) is the source of this 1145-nucleotide messenger RNA. The record is from RefSeq and is a predicted model, not a curated record. Lineage: Eukaryota; Metazoa; Arthropoda; Insecta; Diptera; Tephritidae.
CCAAAAAGAUCACCGGCUGGUGACAUGUUCAAAGUUUACUAAAAUGAACAUCCACGAAAAGUUUGACGCAGUAACUAUAAGUACUGCCUCAACUGCUUGGCCAGAUCGCACUCAACACAACGAUGCACAAGCGCAAAACGAAGCAACAUGUGUAACGGGGAGCACCAUUCAACCCUACAUGGACACCCCAGGUUGUUUUGCAAAGAGAAAACCAAAACAACAAAGAGCGACGAACGACUACACAAAGAUCCAGAGAUUCCAACACUACUGACCCUUAUACCCACUGCCAUGAUAAAAAUAAAACACGAUGGCAAAUGGAAUAAAGUACGUGCCAUAAUUAACCCGACCCGAAAGGUGACAAUUAUUGCCUGGGAGCUAGUUCAGAGAUUGAGGUUACCGAAAACGUACCUUGACUCUCAUCGCAUAUGUAAAAUCGUCACAGGGUCACUAACUGAUCCCGACUGGCAUGUCGAAGUUAACUGCCUUAUGACGCAGGAAUUACUGACCCGACCCUACAAUCGUGAUAUAGGUGGCGAAAUAUUUAAGAGAUUCGACCACUUAGUCCUAGCCGACCCUAUGUUCCACAAGGAUGAUAAAAUCAUGAUGGAACUGGGAGCAGACAUCUACCCAAGGAUAAUGAAACCCGGAUUAUUCAACCCAGACAACAGCACCGUGAUCGCACAAAACACUGCACUCGGUUGGACUCUAACCGGUGCUUGUGCGAUUUAAACUCUAAGUAACCACUCAACCCAUUUUAAAACAAUAUUCCUUAACCCAAAGCGAAAUAAAUCUAAUAACUUUUUUAUUCGCAGACCCUGCAAGGCGGCCGGGAUGUUCAUACCAAAUGAACACAUCCCUGCAUUGUUCUCCUAACUCGUAUAAAUACGAAUUAGAGGACAAUGCAAAAGGCUCAACAGCACCAACAUAGCUCAUAAUUCCAAUUGGAAUUAAUCAGCAGACCAAGGAGCAGAUAUCAGCGCGGACGGACAGAAAAGGCGCGAAAAUUAGAUCGCCCCAGCAAUACAAAAACAACAACAGCAGCACCACCAAAAUCUACGAGGGAUUAUUUAAGCCACAUCAAGUUGUAAUUAAAUGUAUAGUUAAUUUAUAUUAUUUAAGCCUAACCUAUAAAUAACAUAAUUUGA